AUGAACGGUGGUCAAUGUUCGAAUGCAGGUACCUCAUUUGUGUGCCAUUGUCUUCCUAACUUUUACGGUCCUCGUUGUCAAUUUGAAGAUAAAUGUCGCUCAGUGACUUGCCUAAAUGGUGGCCGAUGUACUACAACUAACUUUGUUGAGAAAUGUAUUUGCCAACCUAGAUUUACUGGUCCACGUUGUGGAAUUCCUAUUAAUAUUAAUUCCUGUCAAUCUUCACCGUGUCAAAAUGGAGGAAGAUGCUAUCCAAAUGGAGUUCAAUUCACUUGUAUUUGCCCUGUUGGAUUCACAGGACUACGAUGUGAACAACCAUUUUGCUCAGCAAAUAUCUGUCAAAAUGGUGGAACAUGUCAGCUUGUAAACAAUCAAGUUUCUUGCAUAUGUCUCAAUGGAUUUCAAGGUGAUAGAUGCCAGGUGCCGAUUCAGUGUUAUCCACCAUGUCAAAAUGGAGGAAUUUGUAACACUAACACAAGAAUGUGCAACUGCCGUCAUGGAUUCGUUGGUCCAGAUUGUUCAAGAAGAGAUGAUUGCGCGUUAAAUCCAAAUAUCUGUCAAAAUGGUGGAAGAUGUCAGCUGGUAAACGAUCAUAUUUGUACCUGUCCUCCAGGAUGGACUGGACAGAUAUGUGAGAUUCCAAUAUAUCAAUGCACUCAUAAUCCUUGUCAAAAUAACGGCCACUGUAAGAAACUUGGACCAAAUGGAUUCAAAUGUAAUUGUGUUAAUGGAUGGUAUGGCAAGUUUUGUGAUAAAAGAACUUAUUGUCCGUCUCGCCCUUGUCUUAACGGAGGAACCUGCAUCCAAAAUGCCAACCUGAUACGUUGCCGAUGCCCACUUAACUUUACAGGAGAAUGUUGUGAAGUACCACUCUCCCAAGCAAUAGGCUUCAAAUGUCCUGAAACUUCAGGUCUUUUCCCUGAUCCACAAAGCUGCAGACGUUUUUAUCAUUGCGACUGGAAUAUUGCCUACAGAAAGGAUUGCCCUGGAAACUUGCACUUCAACAAAGUCUUGAAAGUGUGUGAUUGGCAAUACAGAGCCAACUGCAAUAUUAGAAAACGUCGCCUUUGCAAGGACAAGGGGACUAGUGAUAUACAUUAUAAAUACACUGUAUAUCUAAAAGCUCAUAAGACAAUUCUUAAUAAGGCAAUCAGCAUGCUUCAAUCAGCCGGUAGAUUCCUGCUCUGCGCUUUUCUUGCUACAAUAAUUUCUCCAAUUGUAGCCGACUAUGUAAUUGAUGUGAAGUUUAUCAAGUUUGAAAAUUACAACCGUUUACUGGCUAAUGGACGCAAAUGUUCCAAUUUCGGAAGUCAACAAUGUCAAACGACUCUUCAUGUUUGUGCUAGACCUGAUGAUACUUCGACAUUGUGUCGUUAUGGUGAGACUAAAACAGGAGUUAUCGGUGAUAAUGUCAUUGAUCUAAAUAAGGUAUUUAUCGGUAGAGCACGUAAUCCGAUCACGUACCUGAUUAGACAGCCGUUUCAGAAAUUCGUUGUUUCGUUUACUGCAAAAAGCAACAACGAAUUGAUAGCCGAUUACGUUUACCAAAGUGGUAGUCAUUUGCCUCAGAGAAGCGUCGAUGAAGCCAGGUAUGAACUGAUAACAACCCGUGGUAGUCAGAACCCUACUAGUCAACUGACAUACCAAAUUCGAAGUUAUUGCAGCCAAGGCUAUUAUGGUCCGAACUGUGCCAUCAGGUGUGAUAUUCCCACCAGCGAGCAAACGAGGUUUCAGUGUGAUGCUAACGGUCAAAAAGUCUGCAAGCCUGGUUUCUCUGGUCCAUUGUGUAAUAUUAAUGCUGAUCUAUGUCGCAGCUCUCCUUGUAAAAAUGGUGCGACCUGUGUCCCAAUGGGCUCUACGUUUAGAUGCAACUGUAAACAGGGAUACACAGGACAAUAUUGUAAUAAAGGGAUCGACGAAUGCGGUCUGACGACGACUCCUUGUUUAAAUGGUGGUAUUUGCGUUGACGGAAUUAAUGGCUAUUCCUGCAGAUGUGCAUAUGGUUAUACGGGACCCAAAUGCGAGACUGUUCUUUCAGCAUGUUUGUCAGCACCUUGUAUGAACGGUGGUCAAUGUUCGAAUGCAGGUACAUCAUUUGUGUGCCAAUGUCUUCCUAACUUUUACGGUCCUCGUUGUCAAAUUGAAGAUAAAUGUCGCUCAGUGACUUGCCUAAAUGGUGGCCGAUGUACUACAACUAACUUUGUUGCGAAAUGUAAUUGCCCAUCUGGAUUUACUGGUCCACGAUGUGAAAAUCCCAUUAAUUCCUGUCAAUCUUCACCGUGUCAAAAUGGUGGAACAUGCUAUCCAAAUGGAGUUCAAUUCACUUGUCGUUGCCCUGUUGGACUCAGAGGACUACGAUGUGAACAACCAUUUUGCUCAGCAAAUAUCUGUCAAAAUGGUGGAACAUGUCAGCUUGUAAACAAUCAAGUUUCUUGCAUAUGUCUCAAUGGAUUUCAAGGUAAUAGAUGCCAGGUGCCGAUUCAGUGUUAUCCACCAUGUCAAAAUGGAGGAAUUUGUAACACUAACACAAGAAUGUGCAACUGCCCUCAUGGAUUCGUUGGCCCAGAUUGUUCAAGAAGAGAUGAUUGCGCGUUAAAUCCAAAUAUCUGUCAAAAUGGUGGAACAUGUCAGCUUGUAAACAAUCAAGUUUCUUGCAUAUGUCUCAAUGGAUUUCAAGGUAAUAGAUGCCAGGUGCCGAUUCAGUGUUAUCCACCAUGUCAAAAUGGAGGAAUUUGUAACACUAACACAAGAAUGUGCAACUGCCCUCAUGGAUUCGUUGGUCCAGAUUGUUCAAGGAGAGAUGAUUGCGCGUUAAAUCCAAAUAUCUGUCAAAAUGGUGGAACAUGUCAGCUUGUAAACAAUCAAGUUUCUUGCAUAUGUCUCAAUGGAUUUCAAGGUAAUAGAUGCCAGGUGCCGAUUCAGUGUUAUCCACCAUGUCAAAAUGGAGGAAUUUGUAACACUAACACAAGAAUGUGCAACUGCCCUCAUGGAUUCGUUGGUCCAGAUUGUUCAAGAAGAGAUGAUUGCGCGUUAAAUCCAAAUAUCUGUCAAAAUGGUGGAACAUGUCAGCUUGUAAACAAUCAAGUUUCUUGCAUAUGUCUCAAUGGAUUUCAAGGUAAUAGAUGCCAGGUGCCGAUUCAGUGUUAUCCACCAUGUCAAAAUGGAGGAAUUUGUAAUACUAACACAAGAAUGUGCAACUGCCGUCAUGGAUUCGUUGGUCCAGAUUGUUCAAGAAGAGAUGAUUGCGCGUUAAAUCCAAAUAUCUGUCAAAAUGGUGGAACAUGUCAGCUUGUAAACAAUCAAGUUUCUUGCAUAUGUCUCAAUGGAUUUCAAGGUGAUAGAUGCCAGGUGCCGAUUCAGUGUUAUCCACCAUGUCAAAAUGGAGGAAUUUGUAACACUAACACAAGAAUGUGCAACUGCCGUCAUGGAUUCGUUGGUCCAGAUUGUUCAAGAAGAGAUGAUUGCGCGUUAAAUCCAAAUAUCUGUCAAAAUGGUGGAAGAUGUCAGCUGGUAAACGAUCAAAUCACUUGCGCAUGUAUAAAUGGCUUUUAUGGAGAUAGGUGCCAGUUCCCAAGUCUGUGCUCUCCAAAAUGUCAAAAUGGAGGAACUUGUAAUGUAAACACAAGAAUAUGCGACUGUCCUCCCGGAUUUGGUGGUCGAGAUUGUUCGAGAAGAGAUCCUUGUGCUUCAAAGCCAUGUUUGAAUAAUGGCCAAUGUAUUGUACAAAAUGAUUUUGACUACAUUUGUGCGUGUCGCCAAGGAUGGAGUGGUAAAAACUGUGGGAGUACCACUACGCCUUGUUCGAAUAACCCCUGUUUGAACGGUGGACAGUGCUAUCCUAUGGGCAACAGCUUUACUUGUUAUUGUCCACAAGGCUGGACUGGACAGAGAUGCGGCAGUCAAACCAAUCCAUGCACUCCAAAUCCUUGCCAAAACAACGGCCAGUGUAGCAUGUUUGGACCAAAUGGAUUCACUUGCACUUGUGCUAGUGGAUGGUCUGGCAAGUUUUGUAACGAAAGUGGUUCAAUCUAUUGUCCGUCUCGCCAUUGUUCUAACGGAGGAACCUGCAUCCACACUGCCAACCAAUUACGUUGCCGAUGUCCAUUUGGCUUUAAAGGAAUCUACUGUGAAGUACCAGACCGCCAAGCAAGCUUCAACUGUUCUGAACCUACAGGUCUUUUCCCUGACCCACAAAGCUGUAGACAUUUUUAUCAGUGUGACUGGAAUAUUGCCCAGAAAAAGGAUUGCCCUGGAAACUUGCACUUCAACAAUGUCAAGAAAGUGUGUGAUUGGCCAUACAUUGCCAAAUGCAAUAUCGGACAAUAAACAAGCAAACAGAAUUUCCAUUAUUCUAACUAUUUUCCCUGCAAUAUGAGAACAUGAAGAAUCCAUUCCACCAUAUGGAAAUGUUAGUUUCAUUUUGCGCAUAUAUUAAUGAAUAUUCAUUUUCUACAGCAAUUAUUUUCUCUAUACACACACGUGCGCGAGCAUGUACACACACAUGCACACACACACACACACACACACGUGUGUGUGUGUGUGUGCGUGUUAAUAUUUCUGUCUAAUUCAAAUGCAUUAUCCUGUGAUUAUAGAAUAAAAUAACGUAUGCAUAAUUCUUUGUCAUAAUUCUUCUUGAAGCAUUUGCAACCAAAUCUAUGUACGACAUAUUCAACAAAUAAAACAACAGAACCUAUUUUAGAUUAGAUUAAUUAAUAUUGCUCUGAAAAUGAAAUAAACAAAUUACUAAGCUAA
Octopus sinensis (East Asian common octopus) is the source of this 4752-nucleotide messenger RNA. Its product is annotated as fibropellin-1-like. The transcript has 14 exons. NCBI's taxonomy places the organism in Eukaryota, Metazoa, Mollusca, Cephalopoda, Octopoda, Octopodidae. Gene Ontology annotation, molecular function: chitin binding; calcium ion binding. Bases 1 to 4326 code for a protein of 1441 amino acids. The record is from RefSeq and is a predicted model, not a curated record. Gene Ontology annotation, cellular component: extracellular region; protein-containing complex; plasma membrane. Gene Ontology annotation, biological process: establishment or maintenance of epithelial cell apical/basal polarity; heterophilic cell-cell adhesion; cell communication.